CAAACCUCCUUCGGUCCAGGUUUGCUGGCCUCUUUGGACUCCCUGACUAGCGAUGACGGCCUUCCAAGACCACGGAUGAACUUUUUUUUUUAUUUCUUUAGAGAGACAGGUGGUCGCAUUUUCAGACUUUCUCUCUGAGGUAUUGAGUUGCUAGCCUGUUUCGAAACUCCCUCCCGUCUACUCAACUCAUGCGCCGCAUGAUGCCACUGCUGUGCCAGUGAGAGAGCAUGUUGGCUCCGGAACGCUGUCAAACGACCAGUCCCUCAGGUGGUGGAAAGAGCCUCUUUCCUUAAGAAACAUGAGACGCGGAAUCUCGUCGCCCUACUGCAAGGCUGCCGCGGCUAUGGCGGCGCCUCUCCAUCUCACUCUCAGCAACGUGCCGCGCCGGACUCGCAUGCUGGUGUUUGCCGUGCUCGGCGCCUGCUUUCUCCUGCUGCUCGCGCGGUCGAGUGGCUCGGACGGGGCUUUGAACGGGUCUCCGUUGCGGUUUGGGGGGCUCGGCAGGCCACCGCGAUACGACGUGCUGGAUUUUGUUGAACCCCUGAUUGGGACGACGAAUGGAGGCCAUGUCUUCCCCGGCGCAACACUACCCUACGGCAUGGCCAAGCCAGUGGCCGACACGCUCUCCCCGGCCGAGAACGCCGCCGGCUUCGUGUCCGACUCGAACCCCGUCACGGGCUUCAGCCACAUGCACGACUCCGGCACGGGCGGCCAGCCGUCGCUGGGCAACUUCCCCUUGUUCGUGCACCCGGGCUGCCCGGACGACGACUACGCGCAGUGCGCGUACAGCGUCAUGCACCGCGGCACUAAGAGGGUCGAGGGCUCGGCCUUUGCCGCGCCCGGCUAUUUCCGGGUGAAUCUGACGAACUCGGUGCAGGCCGAGAUGACGGCGACGAUGCAUGCCGCACUGUAUCGGUUCGGCUUCGAUGGGAACGGGACGGUGCGUGUGUACGGACCGGAGACGGGGAAUCAGGAACAGGCGGGGGAGGAGAAGGCGGAGGAGGUGGCGGUGGAAGUGCCGUACUCGCCGCUGGUGGUGGUGGAUCUGGUGGAUCUGAUGAACAGCCGGAGCGCUGGCAGCAUCAAGGUCGACCCUGACUCGGGCCGCGUGGUGGGCGAGGGGAAGUAUGGCCCGUCGUUUGGCACGGGCAAGUAUCACGCGUAUUUCUGUGCGGAUUUCAGGGGGCCCGCCAUCCGCAGGACGGGGACGUUCAAGACGAACAACGCGACCGAGGAGCCCAAGGCCCUGGACGGAGUCGGCGAGGGUUUCUACAUCCCCACGGGAUCGGCGGGGGCGUGGAUCCAGUUCGAGAGGCCUGCAGAGAACUCCAUUCUGGCCAGGGUUGGCGUGUCGUUUAUCUCGGUCGACCAGGCGUGCGAGAACGCCGAGAGGGAGAUCGGAGACUGGCACUUUGAGAGGGUGGAGAGCGACGCGAGGAAGGCGUGGCGGGAGAAGCUGGGAGUGGUUCAGGUGGAUGCCAGGGGGGUGAGCGAGGAACUGCAGACGACGUUCUGGUCGGGCCUUUACCGGACGCUGCUGUCGCCACAGAACUAUACCGGGGAGAAUCCGCUGUGGAACUCGACCGAGCCGUAUUUUGACUCCUUCUACUGCAUCUGGGACUCUUUCCGCGCGCAGCACCCACUGCUGACCAUCAUCGACCCGGCUGCGCAGACCGAGAUGGUGCGCGCUUUGAUCGACAUUUACAGGCACGAAGGGAAACUGCCCGACUGCCGGAUGAGCUUCUGCAAGGGUUUUACCCAGGGUGGCUCCAACGCGGAUGUGGUGAUUGCCGAUGCCUUCAUCAAGAACCUGAGAGAGGGCAUCGACUGGGACGCUGCAUACGAAGCCGUCGUCUCGGACGCCGAAGUCGAACCCAAGCAAUGGGGGCUCGAAGGACGCGGAAACCUCGAGAGCUGGCACAACGUCGGCUACAUCCCGCAGGACGACGUCGACAGGAACGGCACUGGCCCGAACAGCCGCACCGUCAGCCGGGGCGUCGAGUACGCCUACGACGACUUCUGCAUCUCGCUGCUGGCCGAGGGCCUCGACCGCGCGGCCGACGCAGCCAAGUACCGACGCCGCAGCGGCAACUGGCGCAACUACUGGAACCCGGACCAGCCCGACCUUUACCGCGAACACGACGACGAUGACGGCGCUGACGGCACCGGCAAGGUGCUGCAGACGGCCUUCAAGGGUUUCAUGCAGCCGCGGCUGCUCAACGGCACGUUCCGGUACCAGAACACGCGCGCGUGCUCGCCCGUCCAGGACAUGCACAAGUGCUACUACGACACGGGGCUCGACACGUAUGAGGGCAGCCCCUGGCUGUACAGCUUCUACGCGCCGCAGGACAUGGCCUCGCUGAUCGCGCUCAUGGGCGGGCCGGAGCACUUCGUCGCCCGCCUCCGCUUCUUCCACACCAGCGGCAUCGCCUACAUGGGCAACGAGCAGGCCUUCCUGCCCGUCUUCCAGUUCCACUACGCCGCCCGCCCGGGCGUGAGCAGCUUCUUCGUGCGCGAGUACAUCCCAAGCCUGUUCAACGCCAGCGUGAACGGCAUCCCGGGGAACGACGACUGUGCCAUGGGCGCGUUCAGCGCCUUCGCCAUGAUGGGCUUCUUCCCCGUCGCCGGGCAGGACGUGUACCUGCUCACCACCCCGUUCUUCCCCGAGGUGAGGAUCAAAGCCAGGACCGAGGGGAAGUGGGCCGUGAUUCGGGUGAGGAAUUUCGAUCCGGCGGGGAAGAGGAUAUACAUCCAGCGGGCGAAGCUUAACGGGAAGAAGUAUACCAGGAAUUGGAUCACGCACGAGUUCUUCGUUAAGGGGGGUGUACUGGAGUUGGUGGUCGGCGAAGAGGAGGGCGUGACCUGGGGUAGGGCAGACGCCGAUUUGCCGCCGAGUUAUCCCGUUGAAUGGGACCAGGUGGACGAUGUACCGGAUGGCCUCUCUAGUGUAGAUAAUAAUUAG
This is a messenger RNA of Chaetomium strumarium, 2962 nucleotides long. RefSeq names its product alpha-1,2-mannosidase-like protein. The record is from RefSeq and is a predicted model, not a curated record. Gene Ontology annotation, molecular function: carbohydrate binding; peptide-N4-(N-acetyl-beta-glucosaminyl)asparagine amidase activity. Gene Ontology annotation, biological process: protein quality control for misfolded or incompletely synthesized proteins; carbohydrate metabolic process; glycoprotein catabolic process. The transcript is spliced from 5 exons. NCBI's taxonomy places the organism in Eukaryota, Fungi, Ascomycota, Sordariomycetes, Sordariales, Chaetomiaceae. Gene Ontology annotation, cellular component: cytosol; nucleus. Bases 299 to 2962 code for a protein of 887 amino acids.